GGCAGGAGCUUGGACGAAAAAGUUUAGCGUGGUGAAGGGCGGCAAAGGGCGCGACCGAUACAACGUCAUGCUCGACGCUCAAUAACCUUCAGCCUCCGCACCUCCACGCAAAGCAUGUAGACGCAUAUGACCAUCCAACAGCACUUGCUCGAUCGCGCAUACGGCUUCGCACACAACGAUGUUCUCAAACGUGCGACGGCGACGAGUCUCGUCUACGCGUUGCAGCCGGCCGCCGUGACAUUCAGCCAGCGACUGCCCUCGGCAGACGACCCUCAUGCGCGCAUUCCAGCCCAUAUUGCAGGCGUGAAUGCCGUGACCAUCGAUAGAUUUGAAGGACGGUAUCUGUUGUCAGGCGGCGCAGACUCGUCGGUUGCGAUAUGGGACCUCGAGGCGCAGACGACCAGCACUGAGAGCGGAGAGACACAGCUGCCUCUCUCCGCUGUGAACAAGACGGCAAAAGAGCACAAGCUGGGGAUCACGCAGCUCGGCUUCUACCCCUUCGACUCGCUCGCGUUCCUCACGUCCUCGUACGACCACACAGUCAAGCUCUACUCGAGCGAGACGCUCCAGGCCUCCGCCUCGUUCGACCUGGGCGCCGUCGUCUACAACAUCGCCCUCUCGCCCAUCGCCUCGCACCUGCUCAUCGCCUGCGCCACCCAGGGCCCGAACGUGCGCCUCAUCGACCUGCGCUCCGGCGCCACCACCCACAGCCUGGCCGGGCACACGGGCGCCGUGCUCUCCACCGCCUGGAGCCCCGUCACCUCCCACCUCCUCGCGUCCGGCGCCACCGACGGCACAGUCCGCUUCUGGGACAUCCGCCGCAGCAUCGGCUCGCUGGGCACGCUCGACCUCGAAGACGCCACCGGCCGCGCGGGGCCCACGCACUCGUACGCGCCGCCGCGGGCACACGCGCAGGCGCACCGCGGCGCCGUCAACGGGCUCGUCUGGACCGAGGACGCGCGCCACCUCGUGUCCGCGGGGCACGACAACCGCAUUCGCGUGUGGGACAGCACCUCGUACGCCAACACGCUCGCCUCGUUCGGCCCCGCGGUGCGCAACGCGGGGCUCGCGCCGACGGUCCCCGUGCUGCCGCCGCGCCACCUGUUCGCCGCGCACGCCGACGCGCUGUUCUUCCCCAACCCGCACGAGGUGCUCGCGUUCGCGCUGUUCGACGGUGCGCUGAAGCGCCGCAUGCGGCGGCCCGAGCGGGCCCUGCGCGGUGGUGAGGCGGUGGCGGGCGGUGCUGCGGGCGCGAAGGACCGCAUCACUAGCCUGGCGUGGCGCGCGCACGCGGUGGAGAUGUAUGCGGGGCACGCGGACGGGAGCGUGAGCGCGUGGACGCCGCGCACGGAGGGGGAUGUGGCGGCGGACGAGGAGGAGAGGGACGAUGAGGCGCAGCGGGACGAGGGGCGGAAGCGGAAGCGCGGGGCGCUGGACGAGAUAUACGCGGGGUUGACGGGGAGGACUGUGACGUUUGGGGGGGUGACGUGACAUUGGG
Messenger RNA from Boeremia exigua, 1498 nucleotides. RefSeq names its product WD40-repeat-containing domain protein. Gene Ontology annotation, cellular component: nucleotide-excision repair complex; Cul4A-RING E3 ubiquitin ligase complex. The coding region runs from base 127 to 1491 and encodes 454 amino acids. Gene Ontology annotation, molecular function: protein binding. The record is from RefSeq and is a predicted model, not a curated record. The transcript has a single exon. NCBI's taxonomy places the organism in Eukaryota, Fungi, Ascomycota, Dothideomycetes, Pleosporales, Didymellaceae. Gene Ontology annotation, biological process: transcription-coupled nucleotide-excision repair; protein polyubiquitination; proteasome-mediated ubiquitin-dependent protein catabolic process.